Molecule: messenger RNA, 6479 nt
Organism: Neofelis nebulosa (Clouded leopard)
Lineage: Eukaryota; Metazoa; Chordata; Mammalia; Carnivora; Felidae
Gene: IGDCC4
Product: immunoglobulin superfamily DCC subclass member 4
Exons: 20
Coding region: 127-3879 (1250 amino acids)
Biological process (GO): cell-cell adhesion; axon guidance
Cellular component (GO): plasma membrane; axon
Molecular function (GO): protein binding
Source: RefSeq, a predicted model, not a curated record
GCCGCGCCCCCGCCCGCGGCGCCGCGCCUCCCCGGGCCACUGACGCCCGGCGCGCCCUCCCCCGGCGGCGGCGGCCGAGGCGCGGGGAGGCGGUGGCGGCGGCGGCGGCGGCCCGAGCCGGGCCCCAUGGCGCGGGGGGACGCUGGCCGCGGCGGCGGGCUCGUCGCGCUGACCUUCUGCCUGCUGGCCGCGCGCGGUGAACUGCCGUGGCCCCCGGAGACAACAGUGGAGCUGAGUUGUGGGGCAGGGCCACUGCAAGUGAUCCUGGGCCCAGAGCAAGCUGCAGUGCUGGACUGCGGUCUGGGGGCUUCCGGACCCCCCACCAGCAUCACGUGGAGCAAGGAUGGAGGCUCUCUGCCUGAGCACGACCACCUGCGCCUGCUACCAAAUGGCUCCUUAUGGCUGUCUCAGCCGCUAGCACCUGAUAGCAGUGACGAGGCGAGCCCUGGGAACUCAGAGCUCAUUGAGGGCAACUAUUCCUGCCUGGCCCAUGGUCCCCUUGGAGCGGUGGCCAGCCAGGCCGCAGUGGUCAAGCUCGCCACACUCGCAGGCUUCUCUCUGCACCCGGAGUCUCAGGUGGUGGAGGAGAACGGGACUGCUCGGUUUGAAUGCCACAUUGAAGGGCUGCCAGCACCUGUCAUUACUUGGGAGAAGGACCAAGUGCCGGUGCCCGAGGAGCCUCGGCUCAUCAUUCUUCCCAACGGGGUCCUCCAGAUCCUGGACAUUCAGGAGAGUGACUCAGGCUCCUACCGCUGCGUGGCCACCAACUCAGUCCGCCAGCGCUUCAGCCAGGAGGCCCUACUCAGUGUGGCCCCCAGAGGGUCCCUGGCGUCCACCAGGGGGCAGGACGUGGUCAUCGUGGCAGCCCCCGAGAACACCACAGUGGUUUCUGGCCAGAGCGUGGUGAUGGAAUGCGUGGCCUCAGCUGACCCCACCCCUUUCGUGUCCUGGGUCCGACAGGACGGGAAGCCCAUCUCCACGGAUGUCAUCGUCCUGGGCCGCACCAACUUACUAAUCAGCAGCGCGCAGCCCCGACACUCGGGCGUCUACGUCUGCCGCGCUAACAAGCCCCGCACGCGCGACUUCGCCACGGCCGCCGCCGAGCUCCGCGUGCUGGCGGCCCCUGCCAUCUCGCAGGCGCCCGAGGCGCUGUCGCGGACGCGGGCGAGCACGGCUCGCUUCGUGUGUCGAGCGGCCGGGGAGCCCAGGCCCGCGCUGCGCUGGCUGCACGACGGGGCGCCCCUGCGGCCCAACGGGCGCGUCAAGGUGCAGGGCGGCGGCGGCAGCCUGGUCAUCACGCAGAUCGGCCUGCAGGACGCCGGCUACUACCAGUGCGUGGCGGAGAACAGCGCAGGCACCGCGUGCGCCGCCGCGCCCCUGGCCGUCGUGGUGCGCGAGGGGCUGCCCAGCGCCCCCACGCGGGUCACGGCCACGCCGCUGAGCAGCUCCACCGUGCUCGUGGCCUGGGAGCGGCCCGAGCUGCACAGCGAGCAGAUCAUCGGCUUCUCCCUCCACUACCAGAAGGCACGAGGCAUGGACAAUGUGGAAUACCAGUUUGCAGUGAACAAUGACACCACAGAGCUGCAGGUUCGAGACCUGGAACCCAACACCGAUUAUGAGUUCUACGUGGUGGCCUACUCCCAGCUGGGGGCCAGCCGCACCUCUACCCCAGCACUGGUCCACACACUGGAUGAUGUCCCCAGUGCAGCACCCCAGCUCUCCCUGUCCAGCCCCAACCCCUUGGACAUCAGGGUGGCGUGGCUGCCCCUGCCUCCCAGCCUGAGCAAUGGGCAGGUGGUGAAGUACAAGAUAGAGUACGGUUUGGGAAAGGAAGCAGAUCAGGUUUUCUCCACCGAGGUGCCUGGGAAUGAAACACAGUUUACGCUGAGUUCGCUUCAGCCCAACAAAGUGUAUCGAGUACGGAUUUCGGCUGGCACAGGGGCUGGCUAUGGGACGCCCUCCCAGUGGAUGCAGCACAGGACGCCCAGUAUGCACAACCAGAGCCACGUCCCUUUUGCCCCUGCAGAGUUGAAGGUGCGGGCAAGAAUGGAGUCCCUGGUCGUGUCGUGGCAGCCUCCCCCUCACCCUGCCCAGAUCUCUGGCUACAAACUGUACUGGCGGGAGGUGGGAGCCGAGGAGGAGGAGGCCAAUGGUGAGAGUCCCCCAGGGGGCCGUGGAGACCAGGCUUGGGAUGUGGGGCCUGUCCGGCUCAAGAAGAAAGUGAAGCAGUAUGAGUUGACCCAGCUAGCCCCUGGCCGGCUGUACGAGGUGAAGCUCGUGGCAUUCAACAAACAUGAGGACGGCUACGCAGCGGUGUGGAAGGGCAAGACAGAAAAAGCUCCCACGCCAGACUUGCCCAUCCAGAGGGGACCACCCUUGCCCCCCGCCCACGUCCAUGCCGAAUCAAAUAGCUCCACAUCCAUUUGGCUUCGGUGGAAAAAGCCAGACUUCACCACGGUCAAGAUUGUAAACUAUACUGUGCGCUUCAGCCCCUGGGGGCUCAGGAAUGCCUCCCUGGUCACCUAUUAUACCAGUUCUGGAGAAGACAUCCUCAUUGGUGGGCUGAAGCCAUUCACCAAAUAUGAGUUUGCAGUACAGUCCCACGGAGUGGACAUGGACGGGCCUUUCGGCUCCGUGGUGGAGCGCUCCACCCUGCCUGACCGGCCCUCAACGCCGCCAUCCGACCUGCGCCUGAGCCCCCUGACGCCAUCCACCGUUCGGCUGCACUGGUGUCCCCCGACGGAGCCCAAUGGCGAGAUCGUGGAAUAUCUGAUUCUAUACAGCAACAACCACACCCAGCCCGAGCACCAGUGGACCCUGCUCACCACGGAGGGAAACAUCUUCAGUGCUGAGGUACACGGCCUUGAGAGUGACACGAGGUACUUCUUCAAGAUGGGGGCACGCACAGAGGUGGGGCCUGGGCCCUUCUCUGGUCUGCAGGAUGUGAUCACUCUCCAGGAGAAGCUCUCAGACUCCUUGGACGUGCACUCAGUCACAGGCAUCAUUGUGGGUGUCUGCCUGGGCCUCCUCUGCCUCCUGGCCUGCAUGUGUGCUGGCCUGCGCCGCAGCCCCCACAGAGAAGCCCUCCCGGGCCUGUCCUCUACGGCCAAUGCUGGGAACCCUGCACUGUACUCUAGAGCCCGCCUUGGGCCCCCCAGCCCCCCAGCUGCCCAUGAACUGGAGUCCCUUGUGCACCCCCGUCCCCAGGACUGGUCUCCACCGCCCUCAGACAUCGAGGACAGGGCUGAAGUGCACAGCCUUAUGGGUGGCGGGGCUUCAGACUGCCGGGGUCACUCCAAGAGAAAGAUCUCCUGGGCUCAGCCAGGUGGGCCAAGCUGGGCAGGUUCCUGGGCUGGCUGUGAGCUGCCCCCAGCAGGCGCCAUGCCUUCUCUGACCCGGGCCCUGCUGCCCCCUGCUGGAACUGGGCAGACACUGUUGCUGCAGGCUCUGGUGUAUGACGCCAUAAAGGGCAAUGGUAGGAAGAAGCCACCCCCAGCCUGCAGGAACCAGGUGGAGGCUGAAGUCAUUGUCCACUCUGACUUUAGUGCAUCCAAAGGGAACCCUGACCUCCACCUCCAGGACCUGGAACCUGAGGAUCCCCUGUCUUCGGAGGCUCCUGACCUCACUUCGAGUGUUGUGGAUCUAGGGCAAGGGGUAGACUGGCUGGGCAGGGAGCUGGGAGGGUGUGAGCAGGCAACCACGGGGCCAGACAGACUUACCUGCCUGCCAGAGGCAGCCAACGCUUCUUAUCCGUACCCAGACCUCCAACCUAGUGAGACUCUGGAGGAGACCCCUGGGAACAGCUGCCAGCCAAAGGCCCCCUGCCCUCUAGGAACCAGCCCAAGCCUGCCCAGAACCCCAGUCUCCUCCUCUGCCUAGCUCCCCUACAGGGUGCAGUUUGGGGCAGGCUGGUGUGAAUCAUGGCACGUGUGGCUGAGUAUAUACACAUGUGUACCUGCAGCUCCUGAAUAUCAUCAAGCUGUUUGGAGCUUCCUGGGGUGCUUUGGCCAUGGGGAGAGGAAGAAAUGGUGUUUUCACUCCCCCCACACUCUGUGACACAUGUGAGGGACCUGUGAGGCAUGGCCGUAUGUGUUGUACUCAUGUGCACGUGCUGGCUGGUGAGCUGAGGAACUCUGGUCUAGGCAGUGGUCACUAUGGCCUAAUUGAUCCUCCAGGUCAGGACAGUGACCCAGAGUGGUCAGUCCCCAGCCCAGUGGGCCUUCCCCCCCCCCCCCCCCGCCCACCUCUGUCACCUAGCUGUUUAUUACACACUCUGAGAGUGUCUGCAAUGCCCUGUCUGACAAAGACAGCCCCGGCCCAUUUUCCGGUCUGGCUGGGCUGAGUGCAGUAGGCUCUGAAUGCCUAACAUUUCAGUUGCAUCGCUACCCGUCUCCCUUGCCCCUGUCGCCCAGCCCAGAUUGAGAGGGUGACUCUGGCUGCCCUUAGAGCAACUCUGCAUUUCAUUUUGUAAUUUGGGAAGUGCCUGGUUUUGGAGAUCCACUCCCUCGGGCUCUCCUCUCCCCCCUUCCCCUUCACUACUCUUGUGCUCCUGUCAGCCCGCUCUCCCAGUUCUGCCCUGCUUCUUCUCCCUGAUACUCUUUCCUUUCCUCUCCGCUGUCCAUCUGUCUCCUGUCUGUCUGUCUCUGCUGUCUCUCACACCUCUCCCAGACUGCAUCGUGUAGUUCACCUGCCUGGGUUCAAUCUCUGCAUCCUUCCCUAACAACAUGACUACCUCAUGUCUGCUUUGAGGCCAUAGCGUGACUUCUGUGUCCGCCAUUCACUUCACUCGCCAUCUUCCUGACCCUCUUCUCUCUGUGCCAACGUAUGUACCCCCCCCGCGCCCCUCCCCCCCCACCAGGCAGACUGCCGGCCCCAGUGCAGGUUUGGAGAAGACCUUCCAGUUUCCCUUGCAUCUAUCUCUCUCCCUGGGAUUGAGACAGGAGGAUUCUCCUUGGAGGUGAUGGAUCCAAGUUCACGCAAGGGGAUUUCUGAGACCGAGAAAGGGGAAUGUGACCUAGAGGCUCAGGAUAAAAUGAUUCCCUCCCUUCUAGGCAGGGAGGCAGGGUUGCUAGAUGGAGGGGGUUGGGGCCCUUCCUUCCCUGCUGCAGCCAAAGCUGGAGAAGGAGAGUGAGGAUUAGGGGGCACCACAGCCCAGCGACUUCCCACUCUGUGCCCUAGGAACAUGAGCUGCUGGACGGGGGUGAGAGGAAUUUCACCCUCUAGGUGCUGGAAGCGAGGUCUUUGCACAGGACAAGGGUAAUUGGCUUAUUUCAUUUUUUUCCUUUAAAGUCAAUCCUAAAGUCAUUUUCUGUGACCUGUCACACAGGGACAAGCUGGACUUCUAUUUCCUGUGUAGAGAAGAUGAGCCAUUAAUGUGAUUUUGCACCCCAGCCUCCCAUAGGAGCAUAGAAUGUGGGACCUUUCUCCCUAAAUGCAUCUUUUUAACUGAUUGGCACAUAAAGGGUUAACUCUGGCUUCUGGGCCAAGUUGGAAAUAACCAGUCCAUCCUUUCUUUUUCUUUCUUCUUCUUCUUCUUUUUUUUUUUUUAAAUGGUGAAAUGUCUCUCAGCAGAGUUGCAGCUUCCUCAGACCCUUUCAGCAUCUGUGUUUAUUACACUCAGGCGUCACUCCCGUUUGACACGCGCACCUCCAUUUCCUCCCCCGCCCCCUCCCCCUCCUCCAGCCAGCCUAUGAUAACACUAAAGAUUAUUCAUGCUGGUUUGUCUCUCGUUUGGGACAGAAUUGUCACUUGUACUAUUUCUGUAGCGUUCGGCGUUGCUGUAGCUAACACCACUGUAUAUGUUUCAUCAUUGCUCUGAAGGUCAAAAGCUUCGUUUUAUUUCGCUGGUUUGAUUUUUUUUUUUUUUUUCCUAAAGGGGAAAAAAAAAACUGCCCUGAAUUAAAGGGCUGUUUUAACAGUAGGCUCUUAGCAUUACGCCACAUAGUCAUUUUUCAUGUUCUUGUUUAACAGGCACUGAGGCUCUGGUUUAAAUUAAAUAGCUGCAAAUAAGACAAUUUAUAACCCAUUAGGUUGGGUGGAAAAUUGUUUCUCAAAAGCAAAUAAGUAAUAAAUCUGGUAUCUGCCUAUAACUCACACUUGAUAAGAAAGUGGCCAUUACUCACUAGCCUUAUAUAUGAUUUGGGCCCUGGUAAUUUGGAAGUGUUAGGUUUGUGUCUUAGUAGCAGUAUUUUUAUUAGAAAAGAGUCUAUUGGCCUUUUACAGGGUAUUAAUCCCUUUGUCACCUACCAUCGAUGCCUUACAUUUUUUGAGUUUCAUUUAGAAACCUUCCUUUUCUUGAUGCAUGACAUGUGUAAUCGGUACCUGCUCAUUAUUUGUCUGUAUUUAGUUUAUGCUGUAUUAUUUAAUUAUUUUUCCAGCAUAUUUUCCCCUCCUUACAAAUAUGAUAGUCUUUAGUGUUAAGCCAAGGCAUUGAUCAUGUAUCUGUCCCUAUAAUGAAUUAAUAAACUAUUUUCCAAACA